AUGCUGACUUUAGAAGCUCCAGAAGAGAGGCGGAGAAAAUUUAAGUACCGAGGCAAAGAUGCAUCUAUGCGGCGGCAACAGCGGAUAGUGGUCAACCUGCAGCUCCGGAAAGCCAAGAAAGAUGAGCAGGCCUUAAAAAGAAGAAAUAUCAUCAGUCUCUCCCCUGAUCCAGCUUCUGAACAACUGACCAAAGGGGUAUGUUGGAAGGUCAACCUCACCCUGCAAGAAAUAAUCAAUGGUGUGAAUGCCUCCGAUCCAGACCUAUGUUUCCAGGCCGCCCAGGCAGCCAGGAAAAUACUGUCGCAGGAAAGGAACCCUCCUCUAAACCUGAUUGUUGAAGCAGGGCUCAUCCCCAGGCUGGUGGAGUUCCUGAAGUCAUCACUUCACCCCUGCUUGCAGUGUGAGGCCGCCUGGGCUCUGACCAACGUUGCUUCAGGGACUUCGGAGCAGACUCGAGCUGUUGUGGAAGCGGGAGCCAUCCAGCCCUUGGUUGAGCUUCUGUCUUCCCCGCAUAUGAUUGUGUCUGAACAGGCAGUGUGGGCCCUUGGUAAUAUAGCAGGUGAUGGCGCAGAAUUCAGAGACUUGGUUAUCAAGAGCAAUGCCAUCCCACAUCUGCUGGCCCUGGUUUCAUCAAAUAUACCAAUUACAUUUCUGCGGAACAUCACGUGGACCUUGUCCAACCUGUGCCGGAACAAGGACCCGUACCCUUGCAAAAAAGCCGUGAAGCAGAUGUUGCCCAUCCUCUUCCACCUCCUGCAGCACCAAGACAGCGAGGUUCUCUCUGACGUCUGCUGGGCCCUCACCUACCUCACCGACGGCAGCAACGAGCGCAUCAGCCAAGUGGUUGACACGGGGUUCCUGCCCAGGUUGGUUGAGCUCAUGGCCAGCUCGGAACUCAACGUCUUGACCCCCUCUCUCCGCACUGUGGGGAACGUCGUCACGGGAACGGACCUCCAGACGCAGGUGGCCAUCGAUGCAGGCAUCCUGAGUGUGCUGCCCCGACUCCUGAGGCACCCCAAGUCCGCUAUCCAGAAGGAGGCAGCCUGGGCCCUGAGCAACGUGGCCGCGGGGCCCCACCAGCACAUCCAGCAGCUGAUUGCUUGCAAUGUGCUGCCUCCGUUGGUGUCUCUGCUAAAAAAUGGAGAUUUUAAAGUCCAGAAAGAGGUUAUCUGGACAGUGGCUAACUUCACAAAUGGGGGCACCGUGGACCAGCUGAUCCAACUUAUCCACGCUGGCGUCUUAGAGCCACUGGUGAACCUGCUCACCAUCCGAGACACCAAAAUUAUCAUCAUCAUCCUGGACAUCAUCAAUUUUCUCCUCCAAGCAGCAGGGAAGCUUUUGGAGAAGGAAAGCCUGUGCCUUCUGAUUGAAGAACUUGGUGGGGUUGAUAGAAUUGAGGCUUUGCAACUUCAUGAGAACCAUCAGGUUGCCUUGACUGCUUUGAACAUUAUCGAGAACCACUUUUGUGAGGAAGAAGAAAAUGGCGUGAUAUUACCAGCCCUGGACCAAGAUAAUGAAUUCUUAAAGCUCUUAACAAAAAAAUACCAAAGCUUCACAACUUCUAAACCAAGGACCAAACCCUAAAGGGUAACUUCUUUAA
Rhinolophus ferrumequinum (greater horseshoe bat) is the source of this 1600-nucleotide messenger RNA. RefSeq names its product karyopherin subunit alpha 7 (gene KPNA7). The record is from RefSeq and is a predicted model, not a curated record. The transcript is spliced from 10 exons. Gene Ontology annotation, biological process: NLS-bearing protein import into nucleus. Gene Ontology annotation, cellular component: cytoplasm; nucleus. Gene Ontology annotation, molecular function: protein binding; nuclear import signal receptor activity. Bases 1 to 1584 code for a protein of 527 amino acids. Lineage: Eukaryota; Metazoa; Chordata; Mammalia; Chiroptera; Rhinolophidae.